This is a messenger RNA of Mucor mucedo, 1411 nucleotides long. RefSeq names its product tubulin alpha-1 chain. Bases 1 to 1278 code for a protein of 425 amino acids. Gene Ontology annotation, molecular function: GTP binding; structural constituent of cytoskeleton. Gene Ontology annotation, cellular component: microtubule; cytoplasm; nucleus. Gene Ontology annotation, biological process: microtubule cytoskeleton organization; mitotic cell cycle; nuclear division. The record is from RefSeq and is a predicted model, not a curated record. NCBI's taxonomy places the organism in Eukaryota, Fungi, Mucoromycota, Mucoromycetes, Mucorales, Mucoraceae. The transcript is spliced from 4 exons.
AUGAGAGAAGUUAUUUCACUUCACGUCGGUCAAGCUGGUGUCCAGAUUGGUAAUGCCUGUUGGGAAUUCGAGACUUUCUUCUCUGAGACUGAAGGUGGUAAGCACGUUCCUCGUACCGUUAUGGUCGAUUUGGAACCCUCAGUAAUUGAUGAGGUGCGUACUGGUGCUUAUCGUCAACUCUUCCAUCCUGAACAAUUGAUCAGUGGCAAGGAAGAUGCUGCAAACAAUUAUGCUCGUGGUCAUUACACUGUUGGUAAAGAAAUGGUUGAUAAUGUAUUGGACCGUAUUCGUAAGUUAGCCGAUAACUGUUCUGGUCUUCAAGGUUUCCUUGUUUUCCAUUCAUUCGGUGGUGGUACUGGUUCUGGUUUUGGUUCUCUUUUGAUGGAACGUCUUUCAGUGGAUUACGGUAAGAAGUCCAAGCUUGAGUUCUCUGUCUACCCUGCACCUCAAUUAUCUACCUCUGUUGUUGAGCCUUAUAAUUCUAUCUUGACCACCCAUACAACUCUUGAACAUUCCGAUGUCUCCUUCAUGGUUGAUAACGAAGCUAUUUAUGAUAUCUGUCGUCGUAAUUUGGAUAUUGAACGUCCUACUUACUCCAACUUAAAUCGUUUGAUUGCUCAAGUUGUUUCUUCUAUUACUGCUUCUCUUCGUUUCGAUGGUUCUCUUAACGUUGAUUUGAAUGAAUUCCAAACCAAUUUGGUUCCUUAUCCUCGUAUUCAUUUCCCCUUGGUUACUUAUGCCCCUAUUAUCUCUGCUGCUAAGGCUUAUCAUGAACAAAUGUCAGUUCCCGAAAUCACCUAUUCUUGUUUCGAACCCAACAAUCAAAUGGUCAAGUGUGAUCCCCGUAACGGUAAAUAUAUGGCAUGUUGUUUGUUGUAUCGUGGUGAUGUUGUUCCCAAGGAUACCAAUGCUGCUAUCUCUGCUAUUAAGACCAAGCGUACCAUUCAAUUCGUCGAUUGGUGUCCUACUGGUUUCAAGGUUGGUAUUAAUAACCAACCUCCUACAAUUGUCCCUGGUGGUGAUUUAGCUCAAGUGCAACGUGCUGUCUGUAUGUUAUCUAACACUACUGCCAUUGCUGAAGCAUGGGCUCGUCUUGAUCAUAAGUUCGAUUUAAUGUACGCUAAGCGUGCUUUCGUUCAUUGGUAUGUCGGUGAAGGUAUGGAAGAAGGUGAAUUCUCUGAAGCUCGUGAAGAUUUAGCCGCUCUCGAAAAGGAUUACGAGGAGGUUGGUGCUGACUCUCUUGGUGACUCUGAGAUGGAAGAGAAUGAAGAAUACUAGAUAUUUUUUUGUUUUUUUUUAUAUAUAUUUUAUUUAUAACCCCCCAACAACAACACACACAUAACACACACAUUUAAUUCCAAAAAACAUUUUUUAUUUUCAUAUAAUAAAUUAACAAAAAAUAGCCACAAAA